AUGGCACCACACGAGCCGAUAGUCAUCUCCGAUUCGGACUCGGAUACGCUCAGCGAGUCGGAAAGGCCUAUUCUUCAGCCAGCAGCCAAGGCGAAGGCAACGAACUUCCAGUCGCAACACAAGAAUGACGAGACCAACGGCGUCGGAGCUGCAUCGCUCCUUGCCAGCGGGGCGUCGUCGCAGACGGAGGCAGAGGUGGGGUCGAUCAGUAGCUCAUCUGCUGGACCACCAUCUGGUCUGCUAGGCCUUCUGCCGGAUCGAAGGCAGCUUGAACGCGAAAGGAUGGAGCGUGCUCGAAAGCGAAGGAGGGAUCAAAACCUGCCUAGCAGCUCAAGCGAGGAUGACGAGCCGAAGCGGGCGAAGAUGAGCGCCGCCUUCCAGGAAGAGACAGCAAGUCGACCAUCGUCGUCUCUGGUAGUACGUGCCGAGGCUUCGGGCACGCACUUCAAGUCAGCUCCUUCAAGCUCGAAGCAGGCACUUCCUGCCCAAGCAUCCAGCACGUCGUUCUCGAAAGCAACGGACCCUAUCGAACGAUCAAGCAGAUUCUGGUCAGGGACAGUGAAGUACGGCUACAAUAAGCAUGCAGGCAAAUCUCUCGCUGGUGUAUCGAUCUCGCAAAUGCUGCUUCCCGCGACCGCGUCGAGCAGGAACGGCCUUCAACUCGCCGUCCUCGCCACGUACGAUCUGCGCAUUGAUUGGCUUUACUCGCUCUUUCCGCGAGGAUUGCCGGUCACGCUCGUCGUGCCCCCACCCAAAGAGGACUACCGGACUGAUCCAGCAGUGGCUCGGCCUGGCCUACAUCCGAGUGAGAUUUUCGAUGGCUUCUCUCGCUGUCCCGGCUGGCAGAUCUGCGUCCCAAACAAGCCGAAGGGCGGGUGGUUGACGCAACAUAUGAAGUAUUUGUUCCUAGUGCAUCAGGACUUCCUUCGCGUCGCGAUUCUGUCAGGCAACCUGAACGAGAUCGAUUGGGACCGGAUCGAGAACACGGCGUAUAUUCAAGACUUUCACCUCCUCGCAGACGCGCCAAAGAUCGCAGGUCCAGGCAGCGCGAGAAACGAUUUCAAAGCGCAGCUUGUUCGCGUGCUGCGCUCCCUCAGCAUGCCCACUUCGCAUGCGAUCUACGCUGCGUUGGACCGAUUCGACUUUUCACAAGCAACGCGAGCGCGCAUCGUUGCGAGCUGGCCGGAGAGAUCGAGUUUAGCAGAAUGGGAUCGAAUCGAGACGCAGGGUCUCGGUCGACUUGGCAAGGUGGUUCGAGAUUUUGGAAUGAAGCCAUCACGGCAGGGAUCGAUCGAGCUGGAGUGUCAAGGCUCAAGUCUCGCCAAUCACGAUAUCAAAUGGAUCGAGCACUUCCACCUGCUCGCGUCCGGUGUCAAUCCUCGAGGCCUAUUACCUCUGAAGGGCAAAACCAACGAAACGCACUCGGAGUACUUCCGUGCCUCUGGUCGAAAGGUCGGCACCCUGCCGCCGAUCAAGAUCUGCUUUCCAAGCCACAGAUACGUCGAGGAGCGCACCGUGGAAGGUCCCUUGGGGGCACUGAGCUUCUUCGGUAAGGCAGAAACAUUCGCGAGCUCAUCGAUCAAGACUCUAUACCACAGCCCGCAGAGCCGGCGCGGCGACAUCAUGAUCCACGCCAAGUCGAUUCUCGCACUCACCGCCGAUGGCAUCGCCGUCGUCAACAAGGCCUUUGUGGACGCAUCCGACCCGUAUAUCUCUGGCAAGACGUCAGGCCCAACGUUGAAUCCGCAAGAAUGGUCGCCGAAACAAGACGAGCAACCCAUCGGGUGGACCUACCUCGGCAGCUCCAACUUCACUCGCGCUGCGCACGGCAACAUUAGCGGCACCGCCGCAAAGCCCACUAUGAGUAGUCUCAAUUGGGAGCUUGGCGUCGUGCUGCCGAUCUACGCUUCUGAGGUUGAAGCAUUCGGCGUUCAGGCGGAAAGUUUGAGACCCGUCGUGUAUCAUCGCCCGCUGCAAGGGUAUGCCCGGGAGGACACGCCUUGGGACAACGCUUCUGCACGAGCUCUGCUUUGA
Kalmanozyma brasiliensis GHG001 is the source of this 2034-nucleotide messenger RNA. Its product is annotated as Tyrosyl-DNA phosphodiesterase I. Gene Ontology annotation, molecular function: double-stranded DNA binding; 3'-tyrosyl-DNA phosphodiesterase activity; single-stranded DNA binding. The record is from RefSeq and is a predicted model, not a curated record. The coding region runs from base 1 to 2034 and encodes 677 amino acids. Gene Ontology annotation, cellular component: nucleus. The transcript is spliced from 4 exons. NCBI's taxonomy places the organism in Eukaryota, Fungi, Basidiomycota, Ustilaginomycetes, Ustilaginales. Gene Ontology annotation, biological process: single strand break repair; double-strand break repair.